Molecule: messenger RNA, 800 nt
Organism: Radiomyces spectabilis
Lineage: Eukaryota; Fungi; Mucoromycota; Mucoromycetes; Mucorales; Radiomycetaceae
Exons: 1
Coding region: 125-703 (192 amino acids)
Source: RefSeq, a predicted model, not a curated record
GUUUGCAUAAAUCGUCAUAAAAGUGCUGUGUAACUAUUUUUCCAUCGGCCGCAAUCUCUUACUGCGCAUAUAUAAAGGCCGAUCUACGAGAUCCAUUUUUCAAUGCUCCAAGUAUAUUUCACCCAUGAAUGCCACAGCUGGAAGUUAUCUCGGUAAUCCUGCAGAAGAUCCCAACGCGUCGUUGAGAGACGUGUUUGCCAAGGAAGAAAAUCACCCUGACGCUGUUGCCUGCAUUUUGAAGUAUUGUGAAAACGAAUCUGGUUUUCAUAAAGGAAGUCGUGACUGGGCAAAAUUUGCCGAGUUGCUAGGAAGUUUUAAAGGAGUGCUUGAUCCGGUAUCGACGAAACCAUUCAUUACCCUUGGUCCAAAGGACUAUGCCAUGGCACACAUCAACGACUUCUUUUCUGACCUGCCCGAUAAAUCAAGACUCGAAAAGUUUGCCGCGAGCCUUCCGCCGGGCACAUUUGAUUACUCACUUGUGCAUUUUUGCAUCCAACAGCAAGGCUAUGACAUUUCUCUCUAUAUUGCUGGUGUAUUGGCCGCCGGCAAUGAUCAAACCACCUACGGCGUUGCCGUCCUGAGCAAGUGGGAGCUGAAUUGUAACGAAAUGAUAGCUCGCGCAGACGAAUUGGUAGUAAAAACAAAGUUGAAGGAGCAACUGGAUAACUGGCUUGAUGGCAUCACCAGCAGCGGAUAUGAAUAGUAUACCGUCCGAUAUUGAUCCUAGACAUUUACUGCAUUUGGUGUCGCGUGUGCUGUUGAGACCAAAAUAAAGUAUUACAUUAUCGAUGUAUAGGUUC